This is a messenger RNA of Symbiodinium sp. CCMP2592, 2694 nucleotides long. The record is from the annotation of a GenBank genome assembly. NCBI's taxonomy places the organism in Eukaryota, Dinophyceae, Suessiales, Symbiodiniaceae.
AUGGGUGGGAUGGGUGGGAUGCUGGGGGCAGCAGCUUGCAGCUUGCAGCGUGAUCCCGAUGAGGCGCUGAACGCCGCGAAGGAGCCGCCGGAAGAGCCGAAGGAGCCGGAGGCGGAGGGCGCGGCCCAGGGCGGCACCCGCGGCCAUGGCGCCUUCGGCGCCUUCGGGCAAGGGCCCCGUCUACCCAACCUGAACCUCACCGAGAAGGCCGAGGCUGUGAAUCUGCACGUUGCGGCGCCCCAGGCGAAUGGGAGCAGGCGUACAACGCUGCAGGAGCGUGGUCGACCAACGCCUUUGGUGGUAGAGGACCUUCUGGAGCAGGCUCGACCUGCACCUUUGGUGGUGCACGAGGACGUUCGGGAGAUAGAGCCCGGUCCGAUGGCGCCGAAGGCCGGCUCGAGCGACGAUCUGAUGUUGGCGCUGAGGGCGCCCGCGGCGCCCGACAAGCGACGGAACUCCGUCCCCUUGGCCCCGGACUUUGGGAAGAUCGUGAAGAAGAUGCCCCCCCUGGUCCAAAACCACCGUCACUGGAGGAAGCGAGUGACGCACUCCCAGACGCCCGACUGGUCCAAGUGCCUCAACUUCGAGUUUGAGUACCGGUACGGCCCAGGAGACCUCGUCCGCUUCAACGACACAGCCCUCUCCACAGCCUCAGCGUCCGGCGGCGCAGCGGUGGGGCAAAUCCAAAGCUGCGAGAAGACGCGUUGCAGGGUCUCUCGGCUGCGCUUCGCCGGGCCCGGCGGGUCGGAUCAGGUUCCAGUGCCGGAGGUGCAGAACACCCUGCUGGUCGCGGCCCAGCUCAGCGAGCAGGAUUAUCAGAACCUCUCCCUUUACGACAGCUUCGCUGUGCAGGAGAAGGUUCUGUACCGCACGGGCGACCGAGAAUGGCACCUGGGGAAGGUCUCGCAGCGAGACGGCGAUACUUACAUGCUGCUCCCGAAAAGGCGCCGAGGGCAGCUCCUCCGCUCUCUCGCCGACUGGAAUUCGUCUGAAAGCGUAGCAUCCAGGAUGGUUUAUGACCUGCGGCUUCUUCAGAUGUACCACAUGGGGGAUCCUGUGAUAGCCUUCAGCAGCGAGAGGGGCUCCUGGAAGCCUGGUCGCGUCGUGGGGGAAGUGUCCGACGCAGAGCACGUGAACUGCCCGGUCUUCCUCGUGCAGGACGGCCAGACGAACGAAACUGAAGAGGUGUCGAGCUUCAUGCUGCGCCCGCGGUACCGGAUGUUCCCCAAGGACUACGCGCAAGUCCGGCCUUUCGGUGCCGUGGUGCAGGUCGAGUAUCCGACGUACCAGGGCGACUUUAAGGUCGACGUGCGUGGCCAUGCUGGUCAUGAACAAACCUACUACCUCAACCAGCUUCAGAAGUUGAGCUCCACUCCUACGAAGAAUCAUGGCGAUCAGGUCAUGGCCAGGGAUUCGGAGAAUGGCUUUUGGUACCCAGCGGUGGUGACCAGGGACGCGGAGGAGGAUCCCUACAUCCGCGACGAGACGGGCCGUUGGACCGGCCAGUACAGCAUCAAGUGGCUCGACGCGAAACCGCGGGACAUCCGCAAGACAGAUCUCGAGCUGGCGAAGCGGCAUGGCAAUGAGGUGACCAAUCUGCUGACAGAGAUCCGACCGGAGGAUUGCGAGAAAAAACUUUUCGCUGCCCGCAUCUCCAAGGAGGCGAAGUGCCCAAGUGUCUGCUCCUAUUGGUCGGAGAUCAGCGACGCUUACUGCAGCUUCCGAUGCGUCCCCGGCUGUCCGUCCUUCGAAGAGUCCCCCGCCUAUGUGACCGUCGAGCAGGAUCGCAGCUGCGCGCGGUGCGGUGUCCGAAACUGCAGGCGGUGCUCCUCAACGCAGAAGAGCUACUGUGAAGACUGCAUUGAUGGAUACCGGAUGUCCCGUGGUUCCUGCUUGGAGAAGCCUGACAGCUUCUUCUCAUGGGUCCGCAUCACCGUCGAGAAUGCCGUGGAGAAUGGGACGGUGGUCUUCGGCUCCGUGAGCUGCCUGCUGCUCAUCAUCGCAACGUGGUACGUUGACGUGCGCUGCCUCCGAGAGCGGGGGGCCGAGACGGCGGUGGCGGUGGACGCCUUCGCCACGAGCCGCCGGCUGCUCUCCGAGGAGACGGACGGAGACGGAGCCGAAGCGGAACCGAAAAGCGGAGGGCUCUAUCCGCUCUCCACCAACCUGCAACGGAAGCCCGUGGCCGGCCUGGGCAUGAUGUUCCUGAUGAACUUCCAAUGUGUGAUCAUCCUCAUGACGUUGCUGAUCUUCGUGGGCUGGCUGGGCGUGCUGGCCUUCUGGCCGGAUCUGAACAGCGUGGGCAUCAACGAGGUAGAGGACGCGCGCCAGCAGUGCUCCAUCGCCCACUGGGGCGCGGAAGUCCAGAACCUCGCCCUGAUCCCCGAGCUCCUGUUUGCCGUCUUCACCUACCUGGUGAUCUUCUUCCUUUCGAUCGCAGCAGUGGUCUGCCAGCGCCUGCGCUUUCUUCGCCACGAUGCGGAGAACGCCACCAUGAAGGACUUCGCGGCCAUCUGCCUAGGUUUGCCGGACCUCUCGGGCCUGGAGGACGCGGAGGAGCGAGUGAAGGCGGCCAUCGAAAACCACUCCGAGGAGCCCGUCUUGGGCGUGUCUAUUUGCUGGGACUACCGGAAGGACGUGGACACCGUGUCCCGACUACACCUUCACGGUGGAUAUUGCAGCGCUUUUUCAUGA